AUGGCAGACACAGCUCCAGCUCCAGCAGCCGCACCCGCGACCACCGGAGCUACAGCACCCACAACCGGCGCAGCAGCCAGCGCACCGAAUGCGCCCGCCGACGCAAAUGCCGGCAGUCGCGGACUCCCAUACUACGAGAAAUUGCGCCGAGAAUUGCGAGACACAUUGCAAAAGAAACGGUUGAUGGACAAGAGCAUGGCCCAACUCGAAGACCAAAUUUUCCGCUUUGAACAAUCCUACCUUGAAGAAACAACCGCCGGAAAUAUCAUCAGAGGAUUUGACAAUUACAUCAAGGGUUCGGCCAGCGGAUCAAGUCUCGGCGCUUCGGGCCUUGGUCUUGGUGGCGGCGUUGCCGGUUCAAGGCGCAAAGCCCAAGUCACAGACUCGGAUCGAGUGUUCUCGCGCAGUUCGGCAAGUUACAUGAUGGACUCGCCCGGCCCAUCCUCCGCACAAACUACGCCCUCCCACGCGGCGACACCGACAUCUACAAACGGGAAUGGCUCGUUUAGUAGGAGUAACGAUUCACUUAACAUUUCCGCCGCUGCUAGCGGGAUGAAGGUUUCGAAUGGUGCUUCGAAGAAUAAGAAGAAGGCGACGGGCGGAUCGAAGAAUACCAAGGGCAAGAACCAGACUGAGGAUUUCUCUGAUGAGGACAAACCUUCUGUGAAACGAUUGAAGAUUAGCUAUGGACGGGAUUGA
Molecule: messenger RNA, 699 nt
Organism: Penicillium canescens
Lineage: Eukaryota; Fungi; Ascomycota; Eurotiomycetes; Eurotiales; Aspergillaceae
Product: chromatin modification-related protein EAF6/MEAF6
Exons: 3
Coding region: 1-699 (232 amino acids)
Cellular component (GO): NuA4 histone acetyltransferase complex
Source: RefSeq, a predicted model, not a curated record